AUGGACCAGAAGAAUGUGACUUAUAACUCUGCUUCUGGUGACGGUCAAGGCAACGGAGUGAGAAUGUCAACCUCCUUCCAUAGCGGAACUCGCCUCAAUCUGCCUUUCUACGGCCAGAGUACUGACUCCAUCGUUGUAUUCGUCCUUACACUCGUCGUGCUUUUCUUCCUUGCCGUGUGGAACAGGUACUUAGUCGCCGUCAAGGAUAAACUUGAGCACAGGAUCAUCGCGGCGCGUGCCCUUGAAACCAUCGGACGACUUCCUCGCCACCGACGCAGAGCUUUUUUCAAGGCUCGCCUGAGUCCUCUUCCAAGAUUCGUGAGAAUCAACAGGGAGAAUCAUCCUCGCGCAGACGAUGGACCGAUCGAGAUGCUCGCAAACUGUAGAGAACGGCUUCAUGACGACGAGGUUAGAGCUGAUACUCUGUCCCCAGUUGAGUUGACCGCACAGAAGUCGGUCUCGUACUAUAUCUGGAUGCGAGCGUUGGUGGAGUUGCUCAGAGCACUUAUCGCGUUUAUCUUAAUGAUAGGGAUCAUGGGUCUUAAUAUCGGUGUUCUCUGUGCCAUGCUCGCAGGUGUCCUCGCGGGGGAGCUGAUCAAAGGAUGGCUACAUGCGCCAGCUUGA
Aspergillus pseudoviridinutans is the source of this 624-nucleotide messenger RNA. RefSeq lists its product as uncharacterized. Lineage: Eukaryota; Fungi; Ascomycota; Eurotiomycetes; Eurotiales; Aspergillaceae. The record is from RefSeq and is a predicted model, not a curated record. Gene Ontology annotation, cellular component: plasma membrane. Gene Ontology annotation, molecular function: copper ion transmembrane transporter activity. Gene Ontology annotation, biological process: copper ion transmembrane transport; intracellular copper ion homeostasis. The coding region runs from base 1 to 624 and encodes 207 amino acids. The transcript is spliced from 2 exons.